AGCUUCUUCGAAGCAAUGGUGGGAUCCUCGACAGGGAAAUGGGAGCUAAUAUGGCCAUUCUUCUUGAUUCUGAUCCUUCACUGUGUUGCAAUUCUCUUAUACACUCGAGGGUUUCUACUCACUCGAACUGAGCUUUCCUCUUUCAGCCACUGCUCCGAUGUCUCCCACUCUCCUUGUUUCCCUCGUCACUCAUCGGAUCUCUCCAAUUCUUCUUCUUCUCCAUCUCGAAAUCUUUCUAUGACGGAUCGAGUAGAGGCAGGUGAUAGAAAUGGGCGUUGCUGGACGCGACCUGCGGUCGAUCGUCUCGUGGUUAUAAUUCUUGAUGCUUUGAGGUUUGAUUUUGUUGCCCCCAGUACCUUUUUUGACGAAAAUAUGCCAUGGAUGGACAAGUUACAAGUGCUACAAAAGUUGGCUUCUGAUGAAGGAUCAUCGGCUCGGAUUUUCAAGGCUAUUGCAGAUCCACCUACAACUAGUUUGCAGCGUCUGAAGGGUUUGACAACUGGUGGACUCCCGACAUUUAUUGAUGUAGGAAAUAGCUUUGGGGCUCCAGCAAUUGUUGAAGAUAAUUUGAUAAAUCAGCUGGUUCAAAAUGGAAGGCGGGUUCUGAUGAUGGGGGACGACACCUGGUUGCAGUUGUUUCCCAAUCAUUUUGAAAAGUCUUAUCCUUUCCCAUCCUUUAAUGUCAAAGAUCUUCAUACUGUAGAUAAUGGUUGCAUAGAACACUUGUUCCCUUCUCUGUAUAGAGAUGAUUGGGAUGUUCUCAUUGCGCAUUUCCUUGGUGUGGAUCAUGCAGGGCACAUAUUUGGAGUUGAUUCUACUCCAAUGAUAGAGAAGUUGGAGCAAUACAAUGCCAUUUUAGAGAAAGUGAUAGAAGUGCUCAAGAAUCAGUCUGGACCUGGUGGUUUACAUGAAAAUACUUUUCUUCUUGUGAUGGGAGAUCAUGGCCAAACCUUAAAUGGUGAUCAUGGUGGAGGGGCUGUCGAAGAGGUUGAGACAUCACUUUUUGCAAUGAGCUUGAAGGAGCCUCCUGCUUCUGUGCCAUCCGAACUUGAUACGUCUACUUGCAAAUUAGAUCCUAAUGGAACAAAGACAUGUUUUAGCUCCAUCCAACAGCUUGAUUUUGCAGUGACAAUUGCGGCGCUACUUGGUGUUCCUUUUCCUUUUGGAAGCAUCGGCAGAGUUAAUCCUGAAUUAUAUGCUUUAAGUGCUGGCACAUGGAAUCAACCUACCAUUAAUGCAACAAAUUGGUCAAAUUUAGAAGAAUGGAUGCAAACAUAUGUUAAUGUUCUCUGCAUCAAUUCCUGGCAGGUCAAAAGAUAUAUUGAUGUAUAUUCAGCAUCAUCUGUUAUUGGGUUUCCAUCUGAAGAUUUGCUGCGAGUCGCUGAUAUCUAUGCUCAAGCUCAGGAUGAGUGGACUAAUAUUCUAAACAAUUCAUUCUUAUCUGGAAAUGAAAUCCAGGACAAAAGAUUUGAUACUUCAUUAUUUACUCUCCGAAAGCUAAUUGAUGCAUAUUCAGAAUUUCUAGAAAGUGUUGCUGAGCUUGCACGUUCCAAAUGGACUGAAUUUGAUUUAAAAAUGAUGGGUCUGGGUUUGGGCAUUUUCGUAUUUUCCCUUUUCAUCCAUUUUGUUGCCAUUAGGAGGGCAACAAAAUUACAUCAGGUUUCUUUUCCUUCAGUUGGAGAUUCUGGGAUUUCUUUUAGGUCCAUCUUUGCUCUUUCUGUGGUGGCAAUACGUGCAUGCAGCGUCCUUUCUAAUAGUUACAUUUUGGCAGAAGGAAAAGUGGCAAACUUUCUUUUGGUCACUACUGUUUUUCUUAAUUUACGAUACUCAGUCAAGAAGAAGAAGAUGUUGAUGGAAGUAGUUGUGUUUCUUCUUUUAAUCUCCAUUCUCAGAUUCACCGUUGAAAUUGGGCUGUCAAAGAAUGCUGUUAGCACAGUGUUUAUGAAGGGGAUUUUUGGUGGUCAAAUCACUUUGAUUUUUAUUGCAGAGAUUAUGCCAAUGCUAACUCUUAUUCUAUUGGGAUAUUUACUAUAUAAGACCAUUAAUGGCAACUCUUGUUGGAGGAUUUUGAGUUAUCUCCUUAUCACCGGAACUUUGAUAAGCUAUGUUUUUGUAGCAUUGCAUUGGACUUUAGAAAGUGACAUGUUUGCAAAGCAACUGGUGUUCAAAGGCAUUGGGAGGAACUUUGCUCCACAAGUAAUUUAUGCUAUUGGAUUUGGACUGCUAAUAUUAUUGGUCUUUGCUCAAGCGUUCAUGCCAAAAGAGGAUGCUAUGAAUUAUGGAGGAAUCCUAGUUAGUAAAACAGUAGCCAUGUUAUCUGUAUGGAGUUCAACAAUUAUAAUCCUACUCGGAAGACAAGGUCCUUUGGUUUCUUUGGGAUCCAUAAUUGGAGGAUGGUGCAUAAUAAGGUUGCAUAAUUCAGAGCUGGAUCAAAAUCAUGGUAAUGUUGGAGCUUUAACCACCAAUCCUCUUCCUGUUACACAAUGGAAUCUUCUAGCUGUGUGUCUGUUUUUCUCCAGUGGCCAUUGGUGUGCUUUCGAUGGUCUUCGGUAUGGGGCUGCAUUUAUUGGGUUUGAUGAGUUCAUCCUUGUUCGUCAAGCAAUCCUCCUCGCAAUUGACACAUUUGGUGUUUCUCACAUCCUUCCCAUUUUUGGCCUCCCAUUCCUUGUCUCACUCCAAUAUCCAUGUUUCCAGAGUAAACAAGCAAAGAGAAUCCUUCUUGUGAAAUUGCUGCAGGUAUUUUUGAUAUAUGGGCUCAUUACAGCAAUGACAACUAUGUUCACUAUAAUAUGUGUCACAAUUCAAAGGCGACAUUUGAUGGUGUGGGGUUUAUUUGCUCCAAAAUAUGUUUUUGAUGUCAUUGGCCUUAUUCUAACAGAUGUUUUAAUUUGUUUGGCAUCUCUCUACUACUUUUGUCAAAUCGAAGAUGACACGACUCAAGAUAGGGUCAUGAAAAAAUGUUCCUCUUCAGAAAAGGGUUUAUAGGUUAUUGGAAUAG
Messenger RNA from Telopea speciosissima, 2998 nucleotides. Its product is annotated as GPI ethanolamine phosphate transferase 3. Gene Ontology annotation, cellular component: endoplasmic reticulum membrane. The coding region runs from base 16 to 2985 and encodes 989 amino acids. The transcript has 20 exons. Gene Ontology annotation, biological process: GPI anchor biosynthetic process. Lineage: Eukaryota; Viridiplantae; Streptophyta; Magnoliopsida; Proteales; Proteaceae. The record is from RefSeq and is a predicted model, not a curated record. Gene Ontology annotation, molecular function: mannose-ethanolamine phosphotransferase activity.